ACUCUCUCUCUCUCUCUCGCUUUUUCUCUUUCUUUAUCAACCAGUCACAGUCGUCAGAGCAAUGCACAAAAACUUGUACAAAUGGUAAGAGAAGGACUUGCGGCUGUGGCGGCUGAUAACGGGGAAGGCAUCACUAUCUUACUCUACAUUUGGGCAGCACUUUUGGCUCUCUCCAUCAUAACCGCCGUGACUUUCACUUGUAGCAACGGAGCUUCUAAAUCUCAAACUGACGACGUGCAUGGUUCUGCAUGUGCCGCCGGCUGUGGCGGUGGUUGUGGAGGGUAAAACGACAGGCAGAGUUUUAUUUUUUUGGGGUGAGCAACAUGCAGUUUAUCGUGUAUUAAACGUCCUAGUGGUGACACAACGGCGGCAGUAAUACAAACUCGUAGGUUAUGAUAAUUAAACGGGUCUGUUUUAAAUAGGCAGUUUUGUUCAGAUCAAGGACUUUGAAUACAAAUCAUACUUGCUUUCUGACUUCAAUAUGUAUUGAAAAUUUGAAUGAAUUUGAAUGCAAAUCAAAUUUGGUUUCUUGCUCUAACAUGUAUUAAUAAUUUGAAAGAAUCUGAAUACAAAUCAUACUUGC
Messenger RNA from Eruca vesicaria subsp. sativa (arugula), 583 nucleotides. Lineage: Eukaryota; Viridiplantae; Streptophyta; Magnoliopsida; Brassicales; Brassicaceae. The record is from the annotation of a GenBank genome assembly.